This is a messenger RNA of Salmo salar (Atlantic salmon), 1500 nucleotides long. It is a transcript of the gene h1-0, whose product is annotated as H1.0 linker histone. Gene Ontology annotation, biological process: negative regulation of DNA recombination; chromosome condensation; nucleosome assembly. Lineage: Eukaryota; Metazoa; Chordata; Actinopteri; Salmoniformes; Salmonidae. The record is from RefSeq and is a predicted model, not a curated record. Gene Ontology annotation, molecular function: double-stranded DNA binding; nucleosomal DNA binding; structural constituent of chromatin. Gene Ontology annotation, cellular component: nucleus; nucleosome.
CGUCCGCGCGUACGCUUCAUAAAGUCAGAGGAACGUUUGUAGAAUAAGAUGCCUUAAUAGAAAAUCAGCUGUGACGCGCCAUCGUGUGUGGCAAAUUUACAUCAACUUUUUGUAUUAUAAAGCUCUGCGUUAUAGCAAACCCGGACCUUUCCAGGACUAUUACAAGUUAGGAAGUAUUUAUUUAGCCGCUUUUGACGUUUUGUGACAGACGGGAAUACUUGGACUGAACCCACAUAUUCUCACAGAAUUCAACAACUCUCACGAGUCAACUAUGGCAGAGACGGCGGCAGCUCCAGCCCCAAAGGCAAAAAAGGCGAAGGCACCCAAGAAACCUGCUUCACACCCGAAAUACUCGGAUAUGAUUAAGGCAGCCGUCCAUGCAGACAAAAGCCGUGGAGGUGCGUCCAGACAAUCUGUCCAGAAGUACAUCAAAAGCCACUACAAGGUGGGGGACAAUGCCGAUUCUCAGAUUAAGCUGUCCCUGAAGAGGAUGGUGAGUGAAGGGGUCCUGCGCCACACCAAAGGCAUCGGCGCGUCAGGCUCCUUCAAACUGGCUAAAGCAGAGGACACCAAAAAGGCACCUAAAGUUAAAGCCGUUGUGAAAGCAAAGAAGUCGCCUGUUAAAUCUGCCAAGCCCAAGAAGGUUGCAAAGCCCAAGAAGGUGGCCAAAUCACCAGCAAAAGCCAAGAAAGCAAAAGUGGCAGUGAAGAAAGUGAAAAAGUCCCCGAAGAAAGCGGCACCAAAGCCCAAGAAAGUAGCAAAGAAAACCAAGGUGGCCAAGCCAGCCAAGGCAACGAAACCCAAGAAGGCCAAAGCUGCGAAACCCAAACCCAAGGCCGCAGCCAAGAAAGCCGCAAAGAAGAAGUAAAUGGACAUUUCAGAGAGACUUAUUAUAAUAAAAGUCACUGUAAAUACUUUGAGGAAAUGUUUUUCGUAUAUGUAAUAUUAUUUUUGUAUGGUCUCAUGCGAACUUAUACGUUUUUACCUAUUGUUUUCCACUCCAUUGAUGCAGUAAAAGAGGGUCUGGAAUUAAAGUUUUGGUGUGUGACAGCAUUAAUUGUUGGGCUACUAUGUAGGCUAUUAUUCCUCUGUGAUCUUUGAAACCUGUAGCAUAUGGACCUGUUAGAAAAUAUAUGUGACACUAAUCUGGAAUUAUUAUUGUUUAGGCUAUUGGAACAAGUGAAUAGUUAUUGUUCUCUUUGCACGAGGUCAUUCUGAAAUUCUGAAAACACACGUUUCAAUAGCGAGCAUUGUUAAACUAUACAAUGUAUAGAACUGUGUAGCCAAUGGACGUCAGCAAGAUUUUCAUGUGAUGCGUAAUGGCUCCAAAUGCGGACUCUAUGCUACUACUUUGUAAACCAACCAUGUUCAAUUAAUUAAUGCUACUACUUUGAAAACCAACCAUGUUCAAUUAAUUCAGUCUAUUUGUAAUACACUGUGGACUAUGUAUUGCAUUACUUUUGAAACUGUUUAUAAUACAAUAAACUUUUCUCAUCGAAA